Molecule: messenger RNA, 864 nt
Organism: Aspergillus bombycis
Lineage: Eukaryota; Fungi; Ascomycota; Eurotiomycetes; Eurotiales; Aspergillaceae
Product: S1/P1 nuclease
Exons: 3
Coding region: 1-864 (287 amino acids)
Biological process (GO): DNA catabolic process
Molecular function (GO): nucleic acid binding; endonuclease activity
Source: RefSeq, a predicted model, not a curated record
AUGCCGCGCUUACUCCCCAUCUCGGCGGCUACACUCGCCCUGGCCCAGCUCAGUUAUGGCUGGGGCAACUUGGGUCACGAGACGGUGGCCUACAUUGCCCAGAGCUUCAUUGCUUCUUCCACCGAGUCCUUCUGUCAGGACAUUCUGGGCGAUGACUCCACCUCCUACUUGGCCAACAUCGCCACAUGGGCCGAUUCGUACAAGUACACCGACGCCGGAGAAUUCUCCAAGCCGUAUCAUUUUAUUGACGCACAAGAUAACCCUCCGCAGAGCUGUGGAGUAGAUUACGAUCGGGAUUGUGGCAGUGCUGGGUGCAGUAUUAGCGCGAUUCAAAACUAUACCAAUAUUUUGUUGGAAUCUCCCACUGGCUCGGAGGCGUCAAAUGCCUUGAAAUUCGUCGUCCAUAUCAUUGGUGACACGCACCAACCCCUCCACGACGAGAACCUCGAGGCUGGUGGUAACGGUAUCGAUGUGACAUAUGAUGGAGAGACAACCAACCUCCAUCAUAUCUGGGAUACCAACAUGCCCGAAGAGGCCGCAGGGGGCUAUAGCUUGUCCGUCGCAAAGUCCUAUGCCGAUCUUCUAACUGAGCGGAUCAAGACCGGUGCCUAUUCGUCUAAGAAGGACUCCUGGACAGACGGAAUCGAUAUCAAAGACCCUGUGGCGACAUCAAUGAUCUGGGCGGCUGACGCCAACACCUACGUCUGCAGUACAGUUUUGGACGAUGGGCUGGCAUACAUCAACUCAACGGACCUGUCCGGCGAGUACUACGACAAAUCCCAACCAGUCUUUGAGGAGUUGAUCGCGAAAGCUGGGUAUCGGUUGGCAGCUUGGUUAGAUCUGAUUGCGAGUCAAUCCUCUUGA